Molecule: messenger RNA, 1320 nt
Organism: Punica granatum (pomegranate)
Lineage: Eukaryota; Viridiplantae; Streptophyta; Magnoliopsida; Myrtales; Lythraceae
Source: RefSeq, a predicted model, not a curated record
UACAUAGCUCGUUAACUGAAUCAUACAUCGCGGUUAGAUUCUCUUUAAUCCAGCCCGUCCACUUUUUAUCUACACUCCAUCCCUAUAAAAGGGGAAGGCAUUCAAGGCGAGGGCAUCCACACAAAUCUCCAAAGCUUUCUGAGCAUAAGAUUGGUUCGAAUCUAUCAGGCCAGACUUGACCAAAAUCAGCACUAAGAUGAGCCACCUACAAGUGCAACUCCAGAACUUGAAGAGCCGGAUCGGGGUGAAACCCGAAGUGGAAGAGAAUGGCCGACUCUUGCAUCUUCAUAAAGAGAUUGGUGGCUUUAACGAGUGGAUUGUGCUCACUUACAAUCUACAAGUCCUACGUGAGGUCAUCAAUGAGAACAUCAAACUGCGCAAGGAAAUAUUCGAUCUCAUGGGGAAUCUCGUGAGGCUAGUAUUGAUCCGAUGCAAUGUGCUAAAGCCGGAGCAGUGCAUGACAUUCCCUGAGAGCUCUGGUGAUAGCAAGAAUGGCACUUGGUGGGCAUGGCUUUUCGCAAUGUUAUCCCCUAAACUAAUUCAGUGGCCCGGGCCAAGCUUACCAUCCUUCCCCAAUAUUCCUGGGGCACCCUCCUUCCCAAUUGUUCCUGGGGCACCAUCCUUCCCAAACCCUCCUCAAGUCCCGGGGUUUCCUGGCGGGGCAUCAUCUGGCGCUAAUCAAGCUGCCUUCUUGGCAUGGAUGGGGCCUAUGAUGGCUAAUCUUCAGCAGCAGGGGAUAUGCCCUCCGGGCGGCUUCGCACAAUUGCUUGCGACUCUGACUCAAGCUGGUGGUGGGAGCUCGGGAACUGGCUUUCCCAACCCUGACCAACCUGGCUCCUUCCCAUUCGCAUGCACUUAUCCUCCUUUUAACUUCAAUAAAGCAGCGUGAGGAGGUUGUUAGGAUGAUUCCCUCAUACCAAAGGGUCAUGUCAUCAGAUGGAGCUUCCACUGCUGAUACUCUAGUGAUCCCCUGGAAUUUACCAGCGCCUAUGGAGCAAAACAGAAGGUUCUAAUAAGAAAGUCGCACAGCAAUGACAAUGGAGAUUCAUACCAUGUUAAGCAAAGUUAAGAGUCGAUGCUUUUAAGGAACUACCAAGUUCCUCCAAGUAAACUGAAGAUCGAACUUCAUUUUGGAUCUUCAGUUAAACCAAAAAAAAUGUAUGAACAUGUAAUUUCAGCACAUGCAGCUCAAUAAAGGAGAUGAGAUCUCCUGCCUUUUCGUAUUUGGUUUAAUGCUAUGGGAUGUGUUGUUGUAUGUGGGUGGAUGUACUAUCGUAAUGGUUUUAGCUACCACGUUAUAACAUGUGUGCUUCUUCAUCA